This is a messenger RNA of Stegastes partitus (bicolor damselfish), 2543 nucleotides long. It is a transcript of the gene hs3st3b1a, whose product is annotated as heparan sulfate (glucosamine) 3-O-sulfotransferase 3B1a. The coding region runs from base 279 to 1391 and encodes 370 amino acids. NCBI's taxonomy places the organism in Eukaryota, Metazoa, Chordata, Actinopteri, Pomacentridae. Gene Ontology annotation, molecular function: [heparan sulfate]-glucosamine 3-sulfotransferase activity. The record is from RefSeq and is a predicted model, not a curated record. The transcript is spliced from 2 exons.
ACGCGCGCACCGCUCAACUGGUGAUAUUUUAAUUGCCUUUUAUUCCUCUAGAUUUUUGUUUCUAUUAUUAAUUAAACUAUUUACUCAGUUAUUCAAGCAGAAUUGAAGCAGGAGGGGAACGUAGGCUAUGUCAUUUCUAUUCCACUUUCCAUUUUGGCUAUGAUAUGUGUUUGGGGAAAUUACGCACCGACUCUCCAGGAUUUGAGUCAUGGCAGAGGAGUGAGGCAGCUUUGCCAAAAUGCCUGUUAACUGGAAUAUAACUUUUCCACGGCGGUCCUAUGGAAUAUAGUCCGAUUCUACACAGUCUACAUGUUGUGCCAUCAUCCCACGUGAAAAACAAACUCUUUGUAUUCUGCAUAAUGCUCUCCCUUUGGGUGUACAUGAUAUAUUGUUGUGUUGGCUACUGCUCAACGAUGCCAAACCUGACCUACGGCUCGGUGAACAGACACGAGAACGAUGCAGAAGUUGACAAUCAGGAGUCCUCCUUAGGGGCGUCCAGGGACUUGCUGAAUAACGAGAACGAGUUGGACAGCAGAGGAGACGAGUGGGAUGAAAUUAGAGGCGAGGCGAAGGCGUUGGAUGAUAAUGCCAUGUCAGGUUUCCUCAAUGAGUCGGAAAGUAAAAAGUUGCCUCAAGCGAUCAUCAUCGGGGUGAAGAAAGGAGGAACCCGGGCGCUGCUGGAGUUUCUGCGCCUGCAUCCAGACAUCCGAGCGGUGGGAGCUGAGCCGCACUUCUUCGACCGCAACUACGACAAGGGACUGGACUGGUACAGGGAAUUAAUGCCAAAGUCAUCAGAAGGCCAGUUGACCAUGGAGAAGACCCCCAGCUACUAUGUCACCAAGGAGGUCCCUGCUCGAAUAUACACCAUGUCUAAAGACACUAAGCUGAUCGUGGUCGUCCGGGAUCCAGUCACACGAGCCAUCUCAGACUACACCCAGACGCGCUCCAAGAAGCCGGACAUCCCCUCUUUUGAGAGCUUGACCUUUAAGAACAUGUCAGCAGGUCUGAUUGACACCACAUGGAGCGCCGUUCAAAUUGGCAUGUAUGCCAAGCACCUUGAGCGCUGGCUACAGUACUUCCCCAUGGAGCAGCUGCUGUUUGUUAGUGGAGAGCGUCUCAUUACCGACCCUGCAGGUGAGAUGGCUCGAGUCCAGGAUUUUCUUGGACUCAAGAGGGUGGUAACAGAGAAGCAUUUCCACUUUAACCCAGCAAAAGGCUUCCCCUGCCUUAAGAGACCUGAGGGAAACAGCAAGCCACACUGCUUGGGUAAAACCAAAGGCAGGACCCAUCCUAAUAUCGACCCGGAGGUGGUGCAGAGGCUAAGGGACUUUUAUAAACCCUUUAAUAGCAAGUUUUACCACAUGACUGGUCAUGACUUUGGCUGGGACUAAGAGGAAAAUGAUGACAGACUCAUGUUGGUCCCUCGUCUGUGUUUUUAUAAUUUUAUCAUUCUGAAGAUAUUGUUAUACAGUGUAUGUACAGUAUUUGGUGGUGUAUAAAAAGCUCAAAAGUCUAUUUUAUGAUAAUUUAUUGUUAUGAUAUUAACUCACUUAGCUGCCUAACCAGGUUUAUUCAUGGUUUCAAUUCUCAUGACAUAAAUAAACAUUUUUCUAAAAGCACAGUGUUUUUACAGGAAUUAAAAGCAGGAUCGGGAAAGGAUUUUUUUUUUUUUGGGGGGGCGAGAUUCACCUUAAACUGAUUGAGAUCCAACUCAACAAACAACUGGUAAUAUCCCCUUAACAUUUGCCUGACCCUCAGAGGUCUGUGGGCCCACUUAGCCAGGUCGAUACAGGCCUCAGCUGAUCCAGUGCAACUCGCCAGGUGGAUCAAUACCAUAAUAGCUCCUCAUCAUGUCAAUUAGACCUGAGUGAUGGCACUGCCUGGAUCUCUCGAGAAUCUCAAUAAAACGUUGAUCCAUUAAUGGUAGUAAGUUUAUGGUUGACCCCUGAGCCAAAUUCAAGUUAAUAGACGAAUAUAAAUUUCCCUUGCAAUGUUCUGUCUGAGCCACUAUUUAUAUUGUUUCUACAAAGGAAUGUUGAUGACGAUCCAAUAGGGAGCCCGGUCACUACACUUUUUUUGGGGGGGUGUUUUUGCUGCUGCCCAAGCUUUAUAAUGCCUAAACACAAAAUAAAAAGCAGUCGCAUUUAUUGAUCUGUACCGAAAUUGCUCUCAUUGAUCACUCUGUGCAGCUAUUUCGCUGCAGGUGAUACUAGACGCGUUAAUUAUGCCCUUUCCCACGGUGCAUCAGCUGCUAGUGUGAAAAAUAGCGCCCGAGGAGAAUUAAAACUAACCUCAAAAAAAAUCCUAAUCUAAGUUUCAUUUAUGGUUGAGUUUUAUUCAGCCUGUAUAAACAUUCAUUUGUCAUCAUUCAUCGUCAUUCCAUAAUGAUGAGCUGCAACCCUGUUGUGGUCGAUCCACUAUUUGGCUGUAGGCUUUCCUUUUCAAACACAGAAAUGAAGCAGGUUUAACUGAGAUGUUUAUUAAAAAGUGCAGCCAUGUCAUUUUUAUGAAGUAAGAAAUAAAUCUGUUUUAUUAAAAUUAAA